Molecule: messenger RNA, 1977 nt
Organism: Aspergillus steynii IBT 23096
Lineage: Eukaryota; Fungi; Ascomycota; Eurotiomycetes; Eurotiales; Aspergillaceae
Product: phosphomannomutase
Exons: 1
Coding region: 24-1715 (563 amino acids)
Biological process (GO): carbohydrate metabolic process
Molecular function (GO): phosphomannomutase activity; magnesium ion binding
Source: RefSeq, a predicted model, not a curated record
CAGCCCUGCCCGUCCAUCCAAAAAUGUCUCUCAGCCAGAACCUUGCUUACCAGCCUCAGGUGCUGAAAUUCGGCACCAGCGGUCGUCGCGGUGAAGUCAUCCACCUGACGCAGCUGGAGAUCUACAUCAAUGUCUUGGCCGAGAUCCGCUACCUGCAGUCCCUCCCGCUGUCUGACGGUGGCAUCCAGAAGGGCGACGAUUUUUACUAUGCCCACGAUCUUCGCCCCAGCUCCACUCAGUACGUCGAGAGCCACCGAGGAGGUCUGUCGCAGGCCGUCGAACAGGCCCUGAAAGAUGGUGGCAUGCGCGCCAUCAAUCUGGGUGCGAUCCCCACGCCCGCCCUCACCUACUACGCUCUCCAGCACGGCAAAGGCAGCAUCAUGGUCACCGGAAGCCACAUCCCCUUCGAUCGCAAUGGAUACAAAUUGAACACCUCGAAAGGUGAGCUGUUGAAGGAGAACGAGAAGCCGAUCAACGAGGCCGUCGAGCGCAUGCGUGCCGACAUCAUGUCGCAGCCAUUCUCCGAGUCGCUCUUCGACGCCGAUGGCAUGCUUCGCCAUGCCCCAUCUGACCUGGUUCCCGCGAUCGCCGACGGAAAGACCGCCUAUAUCAAGCGCUACCAGGACUUUUUCAAGGGACAAACACUGAAGGGAAAGAAGAUCUUGGUCUACCAACAUUCCGCCGUCGGUCGGGAUCUCGUCGUUGAAAUUCUGGAACAAUUUGGCGCCCAAGUCAUUCCGGCCGGCCGUAGUGACACCUUCGUGCCCAUUGAUACCGAAGCCAUCGACCAGGCUCAGCUCAACACAAUCCAGGGCUUCUACGGGGAGACUGGUGACACCUUCGAUGCCGUCGUUUCUACGGACGGCGAUAGCGACCGUCCGCUUCUCCUUGCGCCCGAGGGCGAGCAGCUUCGUUUCUUCGGCGGUGACCUUCUGGGCAUGAUCGUGGCGGAAUACCUGGGUGCCGACGCCGUGGUUGUCCCGAUCAGCAGCAACGAUGCCAUCGACCGAGGUCCUCUCGCCUCGGCCACUGAGCCCCGCACGAAGAUCGGCAGUCCGUAUGUGAUUGCUGGUAUGCAGACCGCCGUCGCCAAGGGCCACAGCCGCGUGUGUGGGUGGGAAGCCAACGGCGGCUUCCUCACGGGCUCCGACAUUGAACGCGACGGAAACCCGCUGCCGGCCCUUCCCACGCGUGACGCAGUUUUGCCUCUUCUCUGCGUCCUGUUCGCAGCCCACACUCGUCAGAUCACCGUGCCUCAGCUCUUUGGCACGCUCCCGGCCCGGUUCAGCAAGGCCGCCUUGAUUCGGAACUUCCCGCGACCCACCAGUCUGAAGAUCGUCCAGCGGUUUUCCCCACAAGACGCCGCCAUGCAAGAGGUCGUCUUUAACCCGGAGAACAUCAGUGCGCAGGAUGGCGGUCGGGCUCCUUUGACUGUGACCGAGUCGCAGGCUCAGCACCUAGAUCAAGUGCGCCGAGAACUGCAGACCGUGUUCUCCGCCGACGCCGGAUUUGCGCCCAUUGCUCGCCUAAACUACACCGAUGGCGUGCGAAUCAUCUUCGCCAGCGGCGACGUGGCCCAUGUCCGACCUUCGGGCAAUGCUGACGAACUUCGCAUCUAUGCGGUCGCCGAUUCCCAGGCUCGUGCCGACGCCAUCACUAUCCAGGGUGUCACUGAACCCAACGGCCUUCUUCGCCAGCUGGAACAAUUGGUCUAAUUUUCUAGUCACCGUUGACGGCAGCUACAGCUGUGUUUUUCGCAAAUUGGAGGUGUGAUACGAAAUCUUUACACUUUCAGGGAAAGCCCAUGGCCAUCCACGCGCCGAGAGUAGUAGACUCCUGGCAGCAGCAGAACCCUUGGAAGACUCGAUAUUCCAUUCUUUCCCGUCUUCAAUACCAGUUCAUAGCGAAUGAUCGAGUCAGGAUUUCGAAAAUAGUUAGAGCAAAUAAUAAUACUAGAUUUUAAUGACCGCAUCGGUG